AUGAGUACUAAAGAGAACAACUCGGUUGUUCUAAAAAGUAAAAAGAAACCCGAAUCAACAACUACAACAACAGAUAUAGAGAUGGGGAAUGAACAACCAACUUCAACUUCAACUUCGACGACUACAACUUCUACAACUUCUACAACUACCACUACCGAUAGUAAUGGUGACGUACCAAUGAUAGAAGAAGACACAACUACUGAAAAUACAACCAAUAGUAGUAAUGGUGAUGGAAGUACUUCUACUUCUACUACAAAUGGAGAUGGUACUACAACUACUACUACUACUGAUACAAAUGGAACUGAAAAGACAACGACAGGAACAAAUAGUAGUAUACUUGAUAGUGCAAGCAGGAUGGAUCUUGAUGAUGGUGAAGAUUAUGUAGUUCAAGAGGUACCUGUCUACCUCAAUCAACAAUUGAGCGACAAUCUCUUCCUUUUCCAAUAUCCACUUAGACAACCAUGGCGUCCAUACGAUAUGACUCAAUUGGAUUCUAUUCGUAUCAAACCAAGACAACAACGUGUAGAAAUGGACUUUAACAUGGAUUUGACCAAUGAAAACUACAAUGAAAACGCUGAUGUCAAGACUGAAAAGUAUACACUUGGUUCAACUACUGUUUCACAUAGAGCAAAUUAUGCUGUUGGUAUAUUUAGAAAUGAUGAAUUUCAUAUUACACCAUUACAAUCAAUUAUACAAUUAAGACCAAGUUUUGGAACUGUAGAUAAUAUGUGGGAGAGUGAAAAGGAGGCAAAGAAAAAAGAAAAACAAGAUAUGGGAAUUGAAGACGAGGAAGAAGAUGGUGAACAACAACCCACCUCUUAUCGAAAACCAAAUGCCGCCAAAACAGCUGCUGCUCAACCAACAAAUCAACUUAAAAAAAUGGAAGAUGAAGAAGAAUGGAUUAAUUUGGAAUUGGUUGGUGAUAAGAAUGAUGAAGAUACAAUUAAACAUAUUGAUAAAUUAGUUUGUCAAAAGAGGGAAAAGAUAAAGUUGGAUUUAAACGAACACCAAUAUGUAGAUAUACUUUGUCCACGUACCGUCGAGACAUGGGUACCAAAGGCAAUCCACAACAAGGAGAUUGUGUCGCUUGAAGCAAUACAUCAGAUGGACUGGAAGGCACAGGUCAAGCAGAUUCUGCUCAAUGGACACAUUAUUGCGUUUUCAAAGUUGUUCCAACUGCUCAAACUACCUUUGGGUCAAAACAUUAUGGAGUAUGAUGUGGCCGAGGAGGUGCAAUCACUUGCACAUUUGAUCAGAGGACGAUGGGUGGUAAAAAGCGAACACGACUUCUUUGAAGUUGAUUGUGUCAAUCGUCAAGAAUUUGGAGACAAGGUGUUUUUGACAAACGAUCAAGCAAGAGACAUAGUAUCCAAAAUAGCUACACUAGACACUGUCAAUAGAACAUGGCAUCUCAAAGGUGAACCAGAUGAUGACUUUUUAUAUAAAUAUAAUAAUAUAGUUGAAGUUAAUCGUAAAUAUUUUGUUGAUUCAAAGAAUGAGAUAAUGAAAAAAGUUAAAGAUUUAUCAGAUCCAUCAAAGAAUUCAUUCCUUGGAGCAUUGUUGCCAAAGGAAUUUAUGCAAAAGGCAGGACCAACCAAACCAAACCAAGUCCAAAACAUUGUACCAGAGGAUUACAAAGAGGGCAAGACACUCGAACAACAAUUGCUCUUUUUCCUCUACCAUUUGUUCAAGACUCAUGGUGUCAUUACCAAACAGUUUAUUAUCCAACAAAUCAUCAAACAGGGUCAAGAAGAAGAGGAGGGGUGUCUAUUAAAGGACGUUCAAGAUGAAAUCAUCAAUGAAACCAUUCCCAAGAUUGCCAACACAAUGCACAACACUAUGUACUUGAAGCAACUCGGUCAACCCAAUAUCGACAAGUUUAGAAACUGUAUCCUCGAAGCAUUCCAAAAGAAGAUGAUCUUGAAAAAGGCAGAAAUCACUGCUAUUUGUAUGAAAAAACUAAACGAGGAUUGUCCAGGUUCUACUCUAUCUGUUAUCAUGAGAGAACUUGCUCAUUCCAAAGGUACUUCAACUUGGAUAUUUAAAAAACCAAAUUAA
This is a messenger RNA of Cavenderia fasciculata, 2058 nucleotides long. RefSeq names its product RNA polymerase III subunit (gene rpc5). The transcript is spliced from 5 exons. The coding region runs from base 1 to 2058 and encodes 685 amino acids. Gene Ontology annotation, cellular component: RNA polymerase III complex; nucleus. Lineage: Eukaryota; Evosea; Eumycetozoa; Acytosteliales; Cavenderiaceae. The record is from RefSeq and is a predicted model, not a curated record. Gene Ontology annotation, biological process: DNA-templated transcription.